Molecule: messenger RNA, 1107 nt
Organism: Ixodes scapularis (black-legged tick)
Lineage: Eukaryota; Metazoa; Arthropoda; Arachnida; Ixodida; Ixodidae
Product: chromosome-associated kinesin KIF4-like
Exons: 1
Coding region: 1-1107 (368 amino acids)
Biological process (GO): mitotic spindle organization; microtubule-based movement
Molecular function (GO): microtubule motor activity
Source: RefSeq, a predicted model, not a curated record
AUGCUGCAGGCUAAGGAGGACCUGGCUCAACGUUUGCACGCCGUCGAGGAGCACCUCGAGGUGGUGCACUCCCUGUACCAAGGAAAGAUCCAGGAGCUGGAGAGGGAGGUGGAGCUGCUCAUGAAGGAGAAGGACGACCUCUCCGCCUUGGUGGCGAAUGGUAACAAUGCCAACAAGAAGACUCGGGAGACUCGUACCUUGGAGCAACGGCGCAAGCGCAUCAAGGAGCUGGAGGAGCGCGUUGCGAAGCUGCGAAAGAAAGUACAGGAGCAGGCCACGGUGCUUGGGCUGAAAGAGGAAGAACCAGAUGUUAAGAAACUCAGAGAAGAAAUCUUGGAGAUGAAAAAAACGCGCGUGCGGCUGAUGCGCCAGCUCAAAGAAGAGUCGGAGCAGCAUCGCCGGGCCCAAAGGGAGCACGACCGCGAGGUGAGCACCCUGCGGCUACGCGAGCAGCAGCGGGUGGCACAGGCGGCGCGGCAAGAGCGCCAGAGCGGCCUCAUGAUGAGUGCGCUGCAACGACGCAUGGAGAACGCACUGGCCGACAAGUCGCGACUGGAGGCGGCACUGCAGAAGCAGCAGGUCGCCGCCGGCCAGAUGGACACCACGGGGGAAAUGGCCCAUCGCAUCCGGGGCACAGUUGAGCAGGAGAUCGCCCUUCCAGUGCGCGAACGAUCGGAGCAGUUGCAGACUCAACUGCAGCCGCACAACGCCAACACAAGACCACUCCGGGUGUUGCAGUCAAAGCUCCUGGAACCUAAGGCCAGCUCCGGGAGGCUUAAACAAGUCGAAGGCAGCAACGUGCGGCACAACGUUGCAGCGGCCACGAAGCGUCUGGAAGCGCUGCAAAAACGCUUGGACAGCGCCCGGUCCUGCAGGGAGCGCCUGGAGCUGCUGCAGACACAGAAAGGAGAGCGGGCUGCCGCGGCGACUGCGCGGAUGUUCGAGGGGCAGCCACCAUAUCGAGCGCAGCUUCCCGACGGCACGGUACCUCACCUUCCCGGCGAUGAUCUGCGGCAGGCGUCGAGAGUUCGCCUGUUGACGGAGCAAGAGGUGGAGGAUACCCUCGCUUUGUCACUCCAAGACGUCCUCGAGGUCAAAGAGAAAUAA